Panicum virgatum (switchgrass) is the source of this 1936-nucleotide messenger RNA. RefSeq lists its product as uncharacterized. Gene Ontology annotation, molecular function: cysteine-type peptidase activity. The transcript has 7 exons. The coding region runs from base 1096 to 1743 and encodes 215 amino acids. NCBI's taxonomy places the organism in Eukaryota, Viridiplantae, Streptophyta, Magnoliopsida, Poales, Poaceae. The record is from RefSeq and is a predicted model, not a curated record. Gene Ontology annotation, biological process: proteolysis.
GCCCCCCCCCAGCAACUUGUGUUGAAGUUCUGCAGCAACUUAUUUUGGAUUAAUAGCAUCUUACUUCUUGAGGCAGCAGCUAUUUUUUUCUAACAUGUCUUUUUUUAUAUAUAAAGAUCCUGUUGAACCAUCAUCAGAAAAAGAUGAGGUUGCUGACAAAAGUCAAGGGACACCACCUAGCACACAGUCCGGCACACAAUCCGAUUCUGACUUUAGUGGCCUUUCACCAAUAACACCAGCAAAUCAGCAUGGCCUUCUAGGAUCUAUGACACUAUUGGACUUGAUGAAAACACCUACUAUUGGACUUGAUGAAAACACCUCCUGAACGGAAAGCUCUUAUCUUUGAGAUACCUGAAAUCUUUGCCGUGCCUUGUGUGAACCUGCGAAGGAAGCCUUUGAUAAUAUUGUCCAAAAGGAAUCUGAAAGUGUGCAAGAGACAGCUGAAAUGCCUGAUGAAAUGAAUUCUGAAUUGAAAGAACAUGCAAAGAAGUUUGAGGAUAAGCUAGUCAAAGAUAUGCUGAAAAUUCCAAGGACAAAGAGAAGUGCAAAGCGAUCAGAUGUGGUGUCAAGGAAAUUGCUAGCUACCAGAGGUAGGCCACCGCUUGCACCCAAAUCCAAGACUGUUGACAAACAAGCUGGGCAAAAGGAAGAGCGCCUUCCUGAUACAGUAGCGACUGAACAAGCAGAGGCACAGACAAAGGCCCAACCAAAGGCAGCAUCGACCCAAGUGUAUGCAAGGAAGUUUCCAGAAAAACUAGAUGCCACCCGAAAACAUUCUGAGGUUGCAAUCACAAUUGGGAUGAUCAUAAGGAAGUGCCACACAAACUAACACAAGAAGGUGUUGUCAACUUCAACCAGACCAAAGGUUUAAAGGAUGUAGCUGAUGCUCUGAGCUUCUCCCUGGGCUUAACUGAUGAUGAAGAUUCUCAAGAAACACACAGAGGGCAUCUUGUCAAGUAUGUGCCUAGCAUAGAAGAUGAAAAAUUGUACAACGAGAUAUGCAAGCACAACAGGCUGCAUGGUGGUCAAGACAACAGCCCAAUGUUCUUUCAGUUAGACAAGAUAUCACUGUCAGCACAUUAGAUAGCAAAGGGCAUGGCUAUGGGAAAAUCACUAGAUACUAAUGCUAUGGAUAUUGGGACUUACAUGCUAUCAGAGGACCCAAGACAAAAGAGGAGGAAGAUUUUUUCACCAUGGGUUGUGCUGCAAUUUCUCCGAGGGGAUAUGUAUGCCAACAUGGUUGAGAAGGCUUUUAACUUCAUCGACUCAGAUUAUGACAUGAUAUUAUUUCCAGUGUACCAAGAAAAUUCAGCACAGCCAGGUGGCGAUGGGCAUUGGUUCACAAUUGCAGUACACAUGGCUGAUAAGAGCUUUCAAGUGAUUGAUUCGUUGAGAAACUCCGACAAUAAUGAAUUGACACUCAAAGCUAACCAGGUGCGUGCAAAAGUGAUCACAUUAUGGAACAAAUUCACAUCAAAGCACAAGGGAUGCCAAGUUCCUCUCAUUUAUAAGUUCACGUUGAAGUACAUUGAUGGCUACAAGCAAUUCGAAAUCCAUGAUUGCAGUCUGUUCACACUUAAGGCCAUGGAAUAUUGGGAUGGGGAGAACCUUCCCAAUUUGAUGGAGCUUGAUGAGUUGAAGCUGAGGAAGCUAGUUCUUGCUGAAUGGCUUCAUAGUCCUGUCAACAAGUUACAAUACAAGGCUGCUUUUCUCUCCAAGGGAAAGGGGAAGAUUGCACAGUAGUUGGCUAGGAUUAGAGUGGUUUGAGCGGCGAAGAUGGCAACAAUACUUUUUCUCUUUGAUGAUGUAAAUGAAUGACUUAUUUUUGGAUGUGUACUGCUGUUAUAUGGGGGUUCCAAAAAACUAGCAGCUUGUGUGUGGUGAACAAGCAACUUGUCUAUGGUUGGAUAAGCAACUUGCAGCAUUGAACAACAAA